Messenger RNA from Scutellospora calospora, 125 nucleotides. NCBI's taxonomy places the organism in Eukaryota, Fungi, Glomeromycota, Glomeromycetes, Diversisporales, Gigasporaceae. The record is from the annotation of a GenBank genome assembly.
AAGUGAGGAUGAAGUUCAUAGGGAUUGGGAACAGUUUGACAGGAGACUUGAUUUUAUUAUCGAAUUUAAAGGAAAAUGGAAUGAUGAUAUUGAUUUACGUACAACAGAAUUGAUAUUUCAUAGAG